AUGGCCUCCAAACACAGUAAUAAGAAAGCUAUGCAACUGAGUAGCGGUGUGACAUUUGGCAAUGACUAUUUCAAGCCUUACACAUCGUACAAGCAUGACUACAUGUCUUGUCCAGCUAACUACAGACCAACGCGAUAUUGUCCACCGCCAUCUCCUGCACAGAUAAUACCAACUGCGACAGACCGUGAAAACUGUGACAACCGCUGUCGUCACCUGUCACUUCAUAAAGAUACGUAUUCAUAUUUCGGGCCUGAGGUGGCGAGGAACAUCUAUGAAGACAGGGUUCAAAAUCUUAAGGAGAUAAGAUACAUAAAUACCAGUGAUUAUGUCGGGGCUAGCAUGAUCGGUAGACCGCGAAAAAUGUUGACUCGCUCCAUGAUAGACUACAGUAACCCGUUAGCCAUGCUAAAGAUGCCGUCCAAGAUUUCCUAUUUCCUUGUUCCGAGAUACGUGCGUAAAAAGAUGUUUGAGCAAGACAGCGUUGGGUUGAGUAUGGCGUACCGAGGCUCUCGGAUGGGAACGAGCACCGAGACUGGAGAAUCGUUUGUAUGGCCGUCUAGAAACCUGUACACUAACAAACAUGGAAGAAGAAGCUACAUUAUAAGUUAA
This is a messenger RNA of Lingula anatina, 609 nucleotides long. RefSeq lists its product as uncharacterized. The record is from RefSeq and is a predicted model, not a curated record. Lineage: Eukaryota; Metazoa; Brachiopoda; Lingulata; Lingulida; Lingulidae.